CGCCGUUAUUAUCAUCUCCCAGACCUGAGUUGUAGACCAUGGCGGACAUCUCUCCCUUCUGGGCCGCUGUCGCCGUGGUAGGCGUCGUAUACCUCAUAAAGUGGCGGUCGAACCCGCUCAACUCUAUUCCCACUGUUGGCGGAUCCUCCCUCCCGUUCCUGUCCUUCUUCAGUGCAAUCAACUUCACGCUGAACAGCAAAAGGAUGAUCAUGGAAGGGUACAAGAAGUACUAUGGCUCCGUCUUCAAAGUCCCCUUGCUCGACCAGUGGAUUGUGGUGGUUUCUGGACCGAAGAUGGUAGACGAACUCCGUCGGCGGCCGGAUGACGAGCUCUCGUUCUCGGAGAGCGUCGCAGACUCCAUGCAAAUCAGGUACACUCUGGGCGCUGACACCGAAGACGACCCCUACCACGUCGAUAUCAUCAAGGAGAAGCUGACGCGCAGCGUCCCGGCGAUUCUGCCGGAGGUGAUUGACGAACUCACCCUGGCGGUCCCACAACACAUCCCAGCCAAGACCGAUGAAUGGCUCGAGGUCCCUGUAAUGACUGCCAUGCAACAGAUUAUCGCACGCGCGAGCAACCGUGUCUUCGUCGGGCUCCCCGUCUGUCGCGACCAGGAGUACCUCGACCUUUCGAUUUCGUUCACUAUCGAUAUCGUUAAAGACAAGACUAUCGUUAAGUUCUUCCCCGAAUUCAUGCGAUCAUUCAUCGGAAGGAUCUCGAGCAACGUACAGAGCACGCUAUACAAGGCCAUUCCGCACCUGAAGGUCGCUAUUGAUGCGCGCCGCGAGAUGAUGGAGAAAUACGGAGAUGACUGGACGGACAAGCCGAACGACCUACUGCAAUGGAUCAUGGACAUAGCGCGGGAAAGGGAUUUCUCCGACGAGGCCAUUGCGCGCAGGAUCAUGCUCGUCUGCUUCGCUGCCAUCCACACAUCCUCUAACACCGUGACCCACGCCAUCUAUCAUCUCGCGGAGCAUCCAGAGUGUCUUCAACCUCUGCGCGAGGAGAUGGAGCCCAUUUUGAAGGAAGAGGGCUGGACGAAGAAUGCGAUGGGCAAGAUGUGGAAGCUCGAUAGCUUCCUCCGGGAGUCCCAACGGUACAACGGCAUUGGACUUACAUCGCUGGGUAGAAAGGCGAUGAAGGACGUGACGCUGCACGAUGGCACCUUCAUACCGCGCGGGUCGUUUGUUGUCGCCGCGGCCGACGCCACGCACCACGACGACUCGGUUUACGCGACCCCGGACGUCUUCGACCCCUUCCGCUUCUCGGACAUGCGUGAACAGGAUGGCGAAGGUACCAAGCACCAGUUCGUGAACACCUCCGUGGAUUACAUCGCCUUCGGGCACGGCAAGCACGCUUGCCCUGGACGGUUUUUCGCGGCCAACGAGCUGAAGUCGUUGCUUGCCUUCAUCAUUCUGAACUACGACCUCAAGCUCGGAGGUGACGGGGAGAGGCCUCGCAACAUCUACUGGGGCCUGAACGUCAUUCCGGCGCCGAAAGGGAAGGUCUUGUUCAGGAAGCGCGAGGCGUCGGUGUAGUGAGGUCGAUGCGGUUAUCCGUUGUGUACAUCAUGUAUCUAUUACAAGCAUAAGUCGGGCUAUCGACUACACGUCCCGAUCGCUACGCACUACAGACG
This is a messenger RNA of Trametes versicolor FP-101664 SS1, 1636 nucleotides long. Its product is annotated as cytochrome P450. The record is from RefSeq and is a predicted model, not a curated record. Lineage: Eukaryota; Fungi; Basidiomycota; Agaricomycetes; Polyporales; Polyporaceae. The coding region runs from base 39 to 1538 and encodes 499 amino acids. Gene Ontology annotation, molecular function: monooxygenase activity; heme binding; oxidoreductase activity, acting on paired donors, with incorporation or reduction of molecular oxygen. The transcript has 11 exons.